Plodia interpunctella (Indianmeal moth) is the source of this 1972-nucleotide messenger RNA. RefSeq names its product pyruvate kinase-like. Gene Ontology annotation, molecular function: potassium ion binding; pyruvate kinase activity; magnesium ion binding. Bases 168 to 1865 code for a protein of 565 amino acids. The transcript has a single exon. The record is from RefSeq and is a predicted model, not a curated record. Gene Ontology annotation, cellular component: cytoplasm. Gene Ontology annotation, biological process: glycolytic process. Lineage: Eukaryota; Metazoa; Arthropoda; Insecta; Lepidoptera; Pyralidae.
AAUAAAAUAAAGUAAGUCAAUUUGAGUCAAAUAGAAUUUCAGGAGCCAUCCAAUGGCAAAAUAAAAACUCAAACAAUUUUGUCAUAGAAAGUAAACCUCAUUUUUUAUGUACUUUGAUUUUUUUCGUGUUUUUAGAUUAAACCGUAAUUAAUUAAACCUCACCUGUAAUGUCUUUACCAUGGCAUAUUCCACUGGAGGCUGCUGCUAUUUACAAGGCCAAACCUCCUCCAGCCGCAUCAUCUUUGUUGCAGCAUUACUGCAAUAUGAAGCUACAUGAUAACCCAUGUGAAGAGUUGCAAACAGGUUUAAUGUGUGAUAUUGGGACAUCCAACCGAGACCCGGCAACCAUACAAAGACUCAUUGCAUCGGGUAUGACAGUAGCACGUCUAAAUAUGAGAGAUUUAGAACCUGAUGCUUGUGCGCAACUUAUCCAAAGCAUUCGUCAAGCCGUUUAUAAUUAUAGUGCAGAGUUAGAAUAUAUUUAUCCUUUAGCACUGCUAGUUGAUGUUAGAGGACCUGAUAUAGUUACAGGUGAUUUAAAAGGCGGGCCCCACUCUGCAGUAGAACUUAUUGAAUAUGGAACAAUCAGAUUAACGACAGAUACUAGCUGGCGUGAAAGUGGCACUGCUGAUUGUUUGUAUGUGGGAUACGAUCAUCUUACAGAAUUGAAAACUAAUGAUAUAGUCUAUAUCGACAGCCUUACUCCCGGGAAAAUUAAAUUAACUGUCCUAGAAGUAGGUGACGAUUCUAUUGAAUGUACAAUCGCAACUGGAGGCACUAUAGGUCCUAAAAUGACUGUUCGUAUUUCUCAAGUACCACACGAAACAGAUGUGCGUAGUAAACAAGAUGAUAGCUUACAAUCGUUUUCAUGUAGUGACAGCUCCCAACAAUCUUUUGAACACAUGGAACAACAAAUAGCAUGGGCAGUUGCUUCCGAUAUUGACGGAGUUUUAGUGCCAAACGCACAGAGUGCAUAUGAUAUUCGUCAAGUAAGAAGUAUUUUAUCAGAAAAAGGAAAACACAUUCUUGUAUUUGCUUGUAUUGACUCAGUAUUAGGAUUCGAUAGUAUCGAAGAAAUCUUAACAGAAGCCGAUGGAAUUUAUAUUGACCGCGGAGUUCUAAGUACUGAUUUACCAGUAGAAAAAAUAUUUAUUGCUCAGAAAAUUAUUCUAGCCAAAUGUAAUGAAAUGGGCAAACCAUGUAUAAUCAAAGCUGUUAUAAAUGAACAGAUACCAACGUUAUGCGUAACAGAUAUAGCUAACUUAGUCCUUGAUGGGGCCGAUGUUCUUUGUUUAGAACUUCAUUACGAUUCUCCUUUAAAGAAAUUUGCUCCUACUUAUGACGCAAUACGUAUGGCUGAACAUUGCAUAGCUGCAGCAGCAGUUAUCUGUCGACAUUCAGAAAGAAUUAUCUGGCAACCUAGAGUCUAUGGAAACGUUGAAUUGAUGCAGAGUCCACUUCAAGAACCCACUAAAUCCGUAUGUGUAGGUGCUGUCGAGCUAGCAAUGCGUUCAAGUGCUGUUGUUAUCAUAUGUUUAACAAAUUCUGGCCGAACUGCUAAAAUUUUAUCACACGCAAAACCGGCUUGUCCGAUAAUAGCUGUGACCAGAGCAUGUCACACUGCAAGGCAACUCCGUUUCUGGCGUGGCGUGAGAGCCAUACAUUAUUUUGAAGUGGCUAAAGGAAAUUGGACCUCUGAGACAGACGCCAGGGUUCAUACAGCGCUGGAUUAUUGUAAAGCUAAACGGAUAUUACGUGCCGGCGAUGCGUAUGUAAUUGUUACCGGUUCGCGUCGAGGAGUGGGCUAUUGCGAUUCAGUUCGCCUUUUGUAUGCAAGUGCCCGAGAUACAGUAAAUGUCGAGUAAUUUUGUUUUCCCAUGUUAUUUUAUGUUUAUUUUGUACUGUAAAAAUAAUAUUUUAUAUUACUUGAAAUGUAUUAUUAUUAUUGUAUAAUUAUAUAUAUAAACAUUAA